Molecule: messenger RNA, 749 nt
Organism: Leguminivora glycinivorella
Lineage: Eukaryota; Metazoa; Arthropoda; Insecta; Lepidoptera; Tortricidae
Product: pupal cuticle protein 20-like
Exons: 4
Coding region: 48-629 (193 amino acids)
Cellular component (GO): chitin-based extracellular matrix
Molecular function (GO): structural constituent of chitin-based larval cuticle
Source: RefSeq, a predicted model, not a curated record
CAGCUGAACAUCGGAAUAGCUUAACACCUAAUUGCACUGCUCUAAUUAUGACUGCUCUGUUCAAACUGUCUUUCGCGGCGUUGCUGGCCGUGGCCUGCUGCGGGCGCUUGGAGCAGCAAUACCUCCCCCCUCACGUCGGUAGCUCUGGCGGGUCCUUCGGAUCCAGUAGUGGGUCGUUCGGAUCCAGUGGUGGGUCCUUCGGAUCCAGUGGCGGUUCGUUCGGAUCCAGUGGGUCGUUCGGCGGAUCUCAUGGAGGAGCUAACAUCCCUAUUACCAAAUUCGAGAAUGUGAACAAUGGAGAUGGCAGCUAUCGUUACAGCUACGAGACCGGCAACGGCAUCAAAGCGCACGAAAGCGGGGCUCCCCGCGCGCCAGGCCCCGAAGGCCCCGCGGUGACCGCCGACGGGGGCUUCUCCUACACGGCCCCCGACGGCCAGGUCAUCUCCAUCUCCUACACGGCUGACCAGAACGGAUUUCACCCCGUGGGCGCGCACAUCCCCACCCCGCCCCCCAUUCCGGAGGCGAUCCUCAAGUCUAUUGAAUUCAACAGGCGCAAUCCUUCUUCCGAGGGGCAGUACAACCCCAACGGCAACGGCGGGCACGGCGGCGCCGGCGGCUACCACUACUGAUCUCACUUGACGCUAACUGUUCUCAUCUCACCGACUGUGAUACCACGACAUACCACUAACGCGUUACUUUAGGUUUAUGAUGUAAAUAUGCAGAAGGAAUAAAUUAUGUUUGAGUAUAAA